GCAAUGUACUUUGUUGAAAACAAAAAGAUUAGGAUUGGAUCGGAUCAAACUUCCUCUAAAUGGUUUUAAAAAUGGGAAACUAUUUUUUUUUCAAUGUUCAAUCCCUUUUAGCCUGCGCUAGCACGCCGUGGAUGUUUUAACCAGCUAUGUAUAAAAACAGCAGUUUUAUAUUACUGCAUUAACUAAAUAAUUCACAAACAAGAAUUUUAUUUAAAACAGGUAUUCCAAAAUAGAAAAGAUUGUCCAAAUAAGAAGAGGAGCAUCUAAUCGCUGUUUUAUCAUUGGCCAUUUUCUUGAAAGAGGCGUUAAAGGAAGCCAAGUUAGUGCAAUAAUAGAUCACGUGUGUAGAAAUACUUGAUUAUGAUUGGUUCCGUUUGACAGGAAGUAGAUUUGAUGUUAUGAUUCGUCUUAGACAAAAACAUUUAGCUCCUUCGCUGCCAUAAGUUUUUCCCCUGAUGGCAGUGAGAAAAACACGACAACGCUUGCAAAAAGAAAACACGCAGACAAACUGAUUGGCGGGAAAACGAGCAAUGAGCAUAGAAAGCACGACGGAGUGGAAUGAAUUCGCAAGCCGCAUUGUGCUGACAACUUUGUAAUGAGAAAUCUUUUGAAAUUGAAUCUAUUUCUCAUCUCCGAGAUCUGGCCGUUUGCUUGGAUGACGCUGUUUUCUGGGGCUAACUUUAGUGUAUUAGCCAUUGGUCUACUUAUAACGAUGGGAAUACGAGUUUAAAGGAACUCUUGAAACAGAUUUACUUACAUGCUAUGAAGCGAAAGGCGAUAACCGUGAGUUGUUGUUUUGCUGGAGGAUUCUGGUAGCUCAUUCUUAGCUGUUUGCCAUACCAACACUUGACGGCUUAAUUUAGCUCGCUUUGGAUUAAAGCCAAAUAUCCUAGAAGUACACACUAUGAAUAUCUAAACAUUUGCAACUCUUUGACCUAUUUAGAAAUACGCACGUUUUUGUUUUGCCUGCAGUCGUACGCUGGCCGCCAUUUUUGUUUUCGCAGUUGCACAUUGAAACUGAUCUACAAAAGGCCGCACGUUCAUCACAAAACUGGAUUGCUGUAUCCUGCUAUUUUUGUUGUUGUUGUCUCUGUUUUGAAUGCCGUGCAAGGAUGAAUGAACUCGAUUUCGACGAAGAGCACCAAAGGGAGCUCAUUAAAUGCGUCGUGGUUGGCAAUUCAGGGGUCGGAAAGACGCGGCUGAUUUGCGCAGAAGCCCUCGGUGUCGGCAUGAAGACGCAAGAGGCUAAUCCACGCCAUGUACGACAUGUUCAUUAUCCCACCGUCUUCGCCAUUGACCAAUAUCACGUCUCAGCAGAGAUCAGAGACCGUGCAAACUUCACGAUUGAUGGAGUGUCAGUUUCACUCAGAUUGUGGGAUACAUUUGGUGAUCAUUCAAUGAAUAGGCGUUUUGCAUACCAGAAUGCCCACGUUAUUGUGCUGUGUUUUGCUAUUAACACGCCAAGCUCAUUCAAGGACGUCAACGCAGUGUGGUACCCAGAGAUAAAAAAAUAUUGUCCUAGGGUACCUAUUAUCCUGGUCGGUACCAAGUCAGACUGGCGAAGUCAGCUGAAUGUCAGUGUAGUUUGCCAAAACACCAGUUUGUCCAAGAGAAUGAGGGAGUGCUUUCUUGUCUCACCUGACAUGGGACGGCAGGUUGCUAAGGAAAUAGAUGCAGUGUACUAUGAGGCCAGUGUUGUUGACAUGUGGGGAUAUCAUGAUGUGUUUGAGAAUGCAAUUCGCGCAGCUUUAAAUUCCCGUCGUCAGACACGUUUCUGGUCAUCACACUUAAAGAGGGUGUCCCAACCAAGAUUACAGCCACCAAAUCUACCACCAAAACCCACAUUACCAAACAUCAUAGUACCAUCCUCUCUUUUCCGGGAGAACCUCAAAACAAUAUUUCACUCCAGUUUGUGUUCUGACGUGGUUUUUCUAAUCGGGAACCAAUCGAUUCCAGCACAUGCUAUGCUCUUAGCCGCCAUGUCUCCUACAUUUGCUCACUUGCUUCUUGGCCAUGAACUGUUUGGUGAACUCAUUGAGGAGGAAAAGCUACAGAAGUUUCUGGUCAUGGGAGACAAAAGUGUGACGAGUUUCCAAGAAGGGGAUGUGAUGGGAGAAAAGGCGUGGCUACCAAGAGGCUUCACUUCCAUUAAUCUAUCUGGCAUGCAGUGUGUUCCAACUCCUGGAAACAAGAAACAUCAACUGCUUGUAAAGCUAGAUACCUUUAUUUCACACUCAGCCUUUCUUCUUGUAUUAGACUUUUUGUAUAGUGGGAACUUAUCGGUCAGUGCUUGUACAAAGGAACUUCAAGAUGCAGCACUUUAUCUACAGCUUGCCAAUCUAGCGUCGUACGUUGAGAAUGUCAUCAAUAACAUGGCCUACAUGAAUACUGAAGUCUAUGCUGAUAUCAACAUGAGGGUUACAAGCUGCGCCAGAGCGUUUGUAGGCAAGGAGUGUAUGUCUGACGUUGCGUUUGAUCUUGGUGUUGUGGUGGUCCAUGCACAUAAGGUCAUGCUUGUCUCUCAGUCCGAGAUGCUGGCGGCAAUGUUUAUGGAGGGACAUUUUCUAGAGGGGGGCAGGCAGUCGGUUCGUCUGAGAGACACCAAUCAUGACCACUUCCUGGCUUUGUUGGAGUUCCUGUACACUGGACGAUGUCCUAAUCUUUUUCUUGAUGAUGCCCUGGGUGUAAUUGCCUUGGCCAAUUUUUUCUGCCUGCCGAGACUUGUGGCUUCUUGUGAGCAGCUGGUUGUGAAGGAGCUACAGGCAUCAAUGCAUUCAGAUGAGCUAGCAGUGUCAGAGAGCGUCAUAGUUUCCAUGAUAGAAGCAGAGCUCCACAAUGCCUCCCAACUCCAGCAGUGGUGCCGGACAUACAUAUCCUGCAACUACAAUGCACUUUGCCGCAAGCACCCCAAAGAGCUCAAGGCGCUGAACCCCGACACUCAGAAGCACCUUGAGCAACAUCGCUGGCCGCCUGUCUGGUACAUCCUGGAGAAUGACUGGUAUGAAAAGGAGAAGAGAGAGCAGGAAAGUAGAGCGAGUAAGACUGCUUACUCAGUGGAUUUGAAAGCCAAAAGGAAGAGAUGUCAUUGCUUGUAAAUAUUACAAACAGUACACUAGAUAUAUUCCUGUCAGUUGAGUAUUGUGGGAACAUGGGUAGCUGGACCUAAAGUGGGGUGGGGGGUGUAAUGGGUGACUGGGAUGUCGAUCCAGCGGUCGUUUUUUAUCUAAAAUUUUAAUCCCAACCCUGUCUUUUGUGGUUAUAGAUAUUUUCAGAAAAUACAGCUUAAAUGUCAGGUAGGCCUGACAGGACAGGCCUGUAGGCAUGCUAGUGUGUGACUGAUGAGUGGUAAACACUACACGACAUAAGAAAAGACAAACGGGAACAAAGGGUUUAUUGAAAUCUUGUUGGUACUAUUUGAUCCUGCAUUCAUUGUUCUAUUCCUUAGAUACUGUUGCUACAAUGGACAAAACAUAGAUUGUGGCUUAUAUGGCCUUUUUGAAUUUUGAGCUCAAUGCUUUGACUUUUUAAUCCCAACAGGGAGCUUGCCCCUCUCAUCCUAUGGGUGAGCUAUAACUAGAUGCUGAUCCAGGAUUUCCGAAAUAGGGUGGCAGUGGGGGAAUAAGCAAGAACUUCAAGUAAGGGGGGGGGGGGGGGGGGGGGAGUUGUAGAAGCCCACUCAUAAGGCCUAACAGGAUUGGCUGGAUUACCUCAUUGUUCUAUUGUAUACCCAUCUACUGUUUUGUAUCCCAUUGUUUUGUCUGGAUUGCAUCAAUCCAAUGAGGAGAAAUCUUCUGAGAGCUGUUACAUGACCUGUAAGGGGACUCAUUGCUCUUCUUGUUUUUUUUUUUCUUUUUAAUUUCUUCCUAUUUUUAAGAAAAUAAAAGGGUGAGGGGACCACCAAUAGAACUCUCCCGCAUUAGGCAGGAGUCUCAAGAUUUUGGACCCCUUCUCCCGCUCUCCUGCGUUGGGCACCAAAUCUCUCCCACUUUUUAGCCAUUUUUGUCACUUCCAAAAAAUUAUUCUAUAAAAAAUCAUCAUUUUGCCUAUUUUCUAUUAAAAUUUUUAAAACAAUAAUUCCCUUGCACAGCAGAAUUUAUCUUACACCGCAGUGGAUUUGUUCGCAAGAGCUUUCUAUUUGGCAAAUGCCUGUGAGCCAUCCCUCCCCCCAAAAAUACUCAAGCCUUCAGAUUUUCAGGGUUUUAUAGGUAUGCCAUGAUAGCUGGAAAGGUAACAAACAGUGAAUUAGUGCUCAGUACACCAUUAACUGUUGAUCCUCAAUCAUACAAUUUUAUAUUCCAAUCUACUAAUCUUACCUCACUUUAUGAUUAGAAAGUGCACAACACUUUUUAAAGGUGUGAUUACUUUAAAAGUGGCCUCUAAGAUUAAAAUGAAACACACUAAAGAGACUGAGUCAUAAGUUUUCUGUGGGCUACAAUUUCCUUAACGAUUUGCCACUAGAGGAGAGCCAACCAAUCUUACCUCACUUUAUGAUGAGAAAGUGCACAACACUUUUUAAAGGUGUGAUUACUUUAAAAGUGGCCUCUAAGAUUAAGAUGAAACACACUAAAGAGACUGAGUCAUAAGUUUUCUGUGGGCUACAAUUUCCUUAACGAUUUGCCACUAGAGGAGAGUCAGAAGCUGCAUAAGGGGGGAGGGGGACAUGGAAUAUUUUGUUCCUCCUGAAGGGGGGGCAACUAAUUUUAUCCCUUUUAUCAAAAUCCUCACGCCCCCUCCCCCUCGGGAUAAUAAAUGAACUUUCCCAUACAGAAACAAAUUGAACUGGGAUUGAAGAGCGUGCUAAGAACAAGGAUCUGAAAUUUUGAUCUGGAUCUGAAGUUUUUAUCUUAAUCUACAGUGUAUCAGAUUGAUAGAAUACUAAAGAGUGAUAAUGUAUGAUUGUUUUUUUUUUUCAAAAAGAUAUAACCAACAUAAUAAACAAAAAAUUAAGAUUUAGAGGAAUUAUGAAUGAGAAGUCUGUUAGAUUAAUCACAUUAAGAAAAAUAUUUUAAAAAUAUAUAUGUACAAAAUGACAAAUCUUACUAAUUAUUUUGUGUAAUUGUUCAAAAUAUUAUAUUUAGAAAUUAUUUUACAUUCAUUUGAAGUGCUGUUAGUUUAGUUGUUAGAAGGGAAUUGUAAGAAUAAAAGAUUGUUUAUGCUUUUGGA
Messenger RNA from Nematostella vectensis (starlet sea anemone), 5163 nucleotides. Its product is annotated as rho-related BTB domain-containing protein 1. Bases 1113 to 3095 code for a protein of 660 amino acids. Gene Ontology annotation, molecular function: GTPase activity; GTP binding; protein binding. The record is from RefSeq and is a predicted model, not a curated record. NCBI's taxonomy places the organism in Eukaryota, Metazoa, Cnidaria, Anthozoa, Actiniaria, Edwardsiidae. The transcript has 3 exons. Gene Ontology annotation, biological process: small GTPase-mediated signal transduction.